CGUUUCAGGCUCUUGCUGUCUUUAAAAAAAAAGAAAGAAAGAAAUGAGAGCGAGAGGGGGGAAACUCCAGUAAGUCCACAAGCUGGCAUUGGAGGGGGAGAGCGCGGUCAUGUGGCUCAGGCCACCCUACCCUCUGUCACAGUGCGGACGAGAGCUUUAUGCUCUUAUCCAAUCAUGCCUGGAAUGCCGCUUGCCACUUGGGUUAUUUCUGCUAUCUGUCGCUCUUGGUGCCGCAGUGCUAACGGUUUGGCAGAUGGGACAAUUUUUCCUGGAGUUUGUGCCUUUGGUUUUUGACUUCUGGCAGUGCCGGGCCUGUCGCCGCUCGCUCUCACCCUUCUGGCCCCCCUGGUCACCAUGGCCCAUCGGCUUCGGUUUCAUUUUGGCUCCGGUCGCAGCAACACAGCCCCCGAAUCAGAGAUCCUGGACCAGGAGAGAGAAGAGGACUUUUUCAUGGCAUUCCACACCCUGCCGCGGAGGAGCAGCCCGCACCCUUUCACUCAGAACGGGGAGGACAGCGGCGGCCUGCAGGGCGGCGUGGGCGCCCUCAAGCGCAGCUCGUCCAUGUUCAUCCCGCAGCUCCUGAGCAGCCUCGACGCCCGCCCCACCCGCAGCUCCUCGGUGCAGAUCUCCCUGCAGCGCAAGGCCUCGGACGGGGCCACGGACGGGUGCGGGCCGCCCGAGAGCCCGGACGGCGCGCCUCCGUGUGCCGCAGCCGACCCCGGGGACCAGGCCACCGCCACAGGCAGAGCCGCACUGCAGAGCGGCCCGCGGGAGCCUUCGCCCAGGGACACCCCCGGGAGCCCCCCUGCCGGGGCAGCCCGCAACCCCGGGCUCCAGGCCAACGGCACGUGCGGCCGCCGCGUGCGGGGCCCGGGCCCGUGGGACGGCUCCGAGGAGGCCAGGCCGGGGCUGCGCGUCCAGCACCGCGCCUCCAGCGCUGAUGUGCGCCAGGUGAGGCUGCUGCCCUUCGGCCCCGACGGGCAGGCCGGCCCCGCCGCGCCUGAGCCCCGGCGCUGGUCGCUGCAGCACGUUCCAGAUGCUUCUGGAAGCUCCGGGAAGCGCUGCUUUGUCUUCCAGCUGCAGCAGCCCCAACAGGGCGCUCCGGGGCUGGGCAGCGACCUCAACUUUGGCUUCACUGGCACGAAGGGUGACAGGUUGGUGAGGUAUCCCCGCAUUCGGCUUGAGAGGAGCACCUCCUACCCGACCCAGCCCCGAACUGAGCGAGCGAGCCCCACGGAAGACCUAGGACCCCCCGAGACGCUGCCUCGGGCCGGCAGGGUGGUCCCCGAAAUCCGCAGGACGAAUUCCGUGGAGAGAACUCCGCAGGGUCCAGGCUGCACGUUUAAGAUCAGGCAAGAUCAAAACGUGGGCCAGCAGCAUUUCAGAAUUCUGGUAACUCGGGGCCCGGAGGAAGCUCCCCAGAAACCCAAGGACGAGGAUGCCGACAGCCCCGCUUCUGCGGGAGCCAACACCCCGACCCGAGACGACUUCCUGGGCCAGGUGGACGUGCCCCUUAGUCAUUUUCCGACAGAAGACCCAACCAUGGAGCGACCCUACACAUUUAAGGACUUUCUUCUCAGACCAAGAAGUCAUAAAUCUCGAGUGAAGGGAUUUUUGCGGCUUAAAAUGGCCUAUAUGCCGAAAAACGGAGGCCAAGACGAAGAUAGCAGUGAGCAGAGAGAUGACGUGGAGCACGGGUGGGAAGUUGUCGACUCGAAUGACUCAGCUUCUCAGCACCAAGAGGAGCUUCCUCCUCCUCCUCUGCCCCCUGGCUGGGAAGAAAAAGUGGACAAUUUAGGCCGAACUUACUACGUCAACCACAACAACCGGACCACUCAGUGGCACCGACCCAGCUUGAUGGACGUGGCCUCAGAGUCGGACAAUAACAUCAGACAGAUCAACCAGGAGGCAGCCCACAGGCGCUUCCGCUCCCGCAGACACAUCAGUGAGGACUUGGAACCCGAGCCCUCAGAAGGCGGUGACGUCCCCGAGCCUUGGGAGACCAUUUCGGAGGAGGUGAACAUCACUGGAGACUCUCUCAGUCUGGCCCUGCCCCCACCACCAUCCUCCCCGGUGUCCCGGACCAGCCCUCAGGAGCUGUCAGAGGAACUGAGCAGGAGGCUUCAGAUCACCCCGGACUCCAAUGGGGAACAGUUCAGUUCUUUGAUUAGAGAGCCCUCCUCACGGCUGAGGUCCUGCAGCGUCACGGACGCCGUUUCGGAACAGGCCCAUCUACCACCGCCCAGUGCCCCAACUAGGAGAGCACGGUCAUCAACUGUCACAGGUGGUGAGGAGACAACGCCAUCAGUGGCCUAUGUACAUACCACGCCGGGCCUACCUUCAGGCUGGGAAGAAAGGAAAGAUGCUAAGGGGCGCACAUACUAUGUCAAUCAUAACAAUCGAACCACAACUUGGACUCGACCUAUCAUGCAGCUUGCAGAAGACGGUGCGUCUGGAUCAGCCACAAACAGUAACAACCAUCUAAUCGAGCCUCAGAUCCGCCGACCUCGUAGCCUCAGUUCGCCAACAGUAACUUUAUCUGCCCCACUGGAGGGUGCCAAGGAUUCACCCGUACGUCGGGCUGUGAAAGAUACCCUUUCCAAUCCACAGUCCCCACAGCCAUCACCUUACAACUCCCCCAAACCACAACACAAAGUCACACAGAGCUUCUUGCCACCCGGCUGGGAAAUGAGGAUAGCUCCAAACGGCCGGCCCUUCUUCAUUGACCAUAACACAAAGACUACAACCUGGGAAGAUCCACGCCUGAAAUUUCCUGUACACAUGCGGUCAAAGGCAUCUUUAAACCCCAAUGACCUUGGCCCUCUUCCUCCUGGUUGGGAAGAAAGAAUUCACUUGGAUGGCCGGACGUUUUAUAUCGAUCAUAGCAGCCAGGUGUUAUGUGGCGAGAAUGAUACCAGGGAGUCAGUGCCCUCCUACGAUAGCAAAAUCACUCAGUGGGAAGACCCAAGACUCCAGAACCCAGCUAUUACUGGUCCGGCUGUUCCUUACUCCAGAGAAUUUAAGCAGAAAUAUGACUACUUUAGGAAGAAAUUAAAGAAACCCGCUGAUAUUCCAAAUAGGUUUGAAAUGAAACUUCACAGAAAUAACAUAUUUGAAGAGUCCUAUCGGAGAAUCAUGUCUGUGAAAAGACCAGAUGUCCUAAAAGCUAGACUGUGGAUUGAAUUUGAAUCAGAGAAAGGUCUUGACUAUGGUGGUGUAGCCAGAGAAUGGUUCUUCUUGCUGUCCAAAGAGAUGUUCAACCCCUACUAUGGCCUCUUUGAGUACUCUGCAACGGACAACUACACCCUUCAGAUCAAUCCAAAUUCAGGCCUCUGUAAUGAAGAUCAUUUGUCCUAUUUCACUUUUAUUGGAAGAGUUGCUGGCCUGGCAGUAUUUCAUGGGAAACUCUUGGAUGGUUUCUUCAUUAGACCGUUUUACAAGAUGAUGUUGGGAAAGCAGAUCACGCUGAAUGACAUGGAAUCUGUGGAUAGUGAAUAUUACAACUCUUUGAAAUGGAUCCUAGAAAAUGACCCUACUGAGCUGGACCUCAUGUUCUGCAUAGAUGAAGAAAAUUUUGGACAGACAUAUCAAGUGGAUUUGAAGCCCAAUGGGUCAGAAAUAAUGGUAACAAAUGAAAACAAAAGGGAAUAUAUUGACUUGGUCAUCCAGUGGAGGUUUGUGAACAGGGUCCAGAAGCAGAUGAACGCCUUCCUGGAGGGAUUCACAGAACUGCUUCCUAUUGACUUGAUUAAAAUUUUUGAUGAAAACGAACUAGAGUUGCUGAUGUGCGGCCUCGGCGAUGUGGACGUGAACGACUGGAGACAGCAUUCUAUUUACAAGAAUGGCUACUGCCCAAAUCACCCUGUCAUUCAGUGGUUCUGGAAGGCUGUGCUACUGAUGGAUGCGGAAAAGCGUAUCCGGUUACUGCAGUUUGUCACAGGGACGUCCCGGGUACCUAUGAAUGGAUUUGCUGAACUUUAUGGUUCCAAUGGUCCUCAGCUGUUUACAAUAGAGCAAUGGGGCAGUCCUGAGAAACUGCCCAGAGCUCACACAUGCUUUAAUCGCCUUGACUUACCUCCAUACGAAACCUUUGAAGAUUUACGAGAGAAACUUCUCAUGGCUGUGGAAAAUGCCCAAGGAUUUGAAGGAGUGGAUUAAGCAGCGCUCCCCGCCUCGGGGCUGGUUGUUCUUCGAGCAAGUUCUGCUUGCUCUUUUGCAUUUGCCUAACAGACUUUUGCAGAGAUGAUGGCAGAAGAGCAGCUGCAGGUGUGGCCCCUGGAGCUGAGCCUUCAACUGUGCACUCGCCCAAGUUCAGACUUGGGAACCUGGUCCCAGUUGGAGUCCCUGCAUUUCCCACCACAAAUUACCGACUGGUUGACGUGUACACUAAUUACAUUUCAGGAGGACUUACGCUAUUUAUGUUGUGCCUCUGCAGGCAAAGCCCUUAAUAAAUAUUUUACAUACUUUCUAAUGACAA
Nycticebus coucang (slow loris) is the source of this 4477-nucleotide messenger RNA. RefSeq names its product NEDD4 like E3 ubiquitin protein ligase (gene NEDD4L). Bases 355 to 4158 code for a protein of 1267 amino acids. NCBI's taxonomy places the organism in Eukaryota, Metazoa, Chordata, Mammalia, Primates, Lorisidae. Gene Ontology annotation, biological process: regulation of dendrite morphogenesis; ubiquitin-dependent protein catabolic process. Gene Ontology annotation, molecular function: sodium channel inhibitor activity; ubiquitin protein ligase activity; protein binding. The transcript is spliced from 28 exons. The record is from RefSeq and is a predicted model, not a curated record.